AUGGCAGAUCCCCAAAUGAUAGGCUGUGGACCACUGACUGUCAAGUAUCUCGUCUUUUCCUUUAACCUGAUUUUCUGCCUGUCAGGAUACCUGCUGAUAGCAAUCGGUGGAGUUGCCCAGGGUUUCUUCCACCAGUACAUCCAGUUUUUUGAGGGCCAGUACGAAACCCCUGCCAUAGGUUUAAUUGUCCUCGGUGCUGUCAUCCUGGCUGUGUCUUUCUUCGGGUGCUGUGGGGCGAAGAGAGAGAGUGUCAUUAUGCUGUGGAUUUUCGUUGGUUUUUUGGCUGUGAUUCUGCUCUGCGAAAUUGCUGCUGUCAUCACCGUAGCUGUGUUGCGACGUGACGCCGAAAAGCUCGUGCAGGAGAACUUGAAUGAGACGAUGAGCCAUUACGAAGACCCGAAGGCUCUUCCCACGGUGGUUUGGAAUGAGAUGCAACACAAACUCAGAUGCUGCGGAGUGACGAGCUACCUCGACUGGGAGAGCACACCUUACGGGACCCGUGUCAGUGGUGUCCCUGACUCCUGCUGUGUCGUACAAACGCCUGGCUGCGGCCACUACGUCUUUGGGUCUGCGUCGGGUGGAAAUGUCUCCGUCGUCGUUCCGAACGUUCACUCGGGAGGGUGCUACCAAGCCCUUCAUGACGCCGCAGAGAGUAACAUAGGAGCUAUUGGUGGUGUGAUUGCCGGCUUGGCCCUUGUACAGGUCUUGGGGGUGUGCAUGUCCGCUUGCCUUAUCAAGUCUGCGAGGCAGCGCUACGAAAGUGUAGACUCGCAGAGGGUCACUGAGUGA
Molecule: messenger RNA, 789 nt
Organism: Macrobrachium nipponense
Lineage: Eukaryota; Metazoa; Arthropoda; Malacostraca; Decapoda; Palaemonidae
Product: CD63 antigen-like
Exons: 1
Coding region: 1-789 (262 amino acids)
Cellular component (GO): plasma membrane
Source: RefSeq, a predicted model, not a curated record